This is a messenger RNA of Lachnellula hyalina, 1944 nucleotides long. It is a transcript of the gene kri1, whose product is annotated as Protein kri1. The coding region runs from base 1 to 1944 and encodes 647 amino acids. Lineage: Eukaryota; Fungi; Ascomycota; Leotiomycetes; Helotiales; Lachnaceae. Gene Ontology annotation, biological process: endonucleolytic cleavage in ITS1 to separate SSU-rRNA from 5.8S rRNA and LSU-rRNA from tricistronic rRNA transcript (SSU-rRNA, 5.8S rRNA, LSU-rRNA). Gene Ontology annotation, cellular component: 90S preribosome; nucleolus. The record is from RefSeq and is a predicted model, not a curated record. The transcript has 2 exons.
AUGGCGAAAAGAAAGGCAGAUUCCCUUACGCAAGGGCGAUCCGAGAAUAGUGCCAAAAAAAUCAAGCAAGAAGAAGGGCCCAAGAAAGCAAACUUACUGGACGACAGUGAUUCUGCUAGCAGCGAUGAAUCUAUGGGAGGGGUUAAGUUGGAAGAACCAGGAUUCAAAAUCAACAAGGAGUAUGCAAAGCGAUUUGAGCACAACUCCAAGCGGGAGGAAUUACAAAGACUGGAGGAGAAAUACAACAAACCUGUGAAACCCAUCAAAGGCCAGUAUGGAGACAAGUACGAUGAAGACUCCGAAUCUUCCGACGACGAGGAUGAAGAUGACGAGGGCUUUCUGGCCACAGAGGAGCUGGAUGCAGAAAUUUCGGCAACCCUUGAAGCUUUGAAGUCAAAAGAUCCCCGAGUAUAUGAUGAGAAGGUCACUUUUUACAAGCCGAUUAAGGAGGGCGCAGAAGAAGGUGCUACACCAGCGAAGAAAGAAAAGCCCAUGUACCUGAGCGAUUACCACAGAGAGAAGCUACUGAAGGGGGACAUCGGUGCUGAGGACGAAGACGAAGAGGCCCCGCGGACAUUUGUACAAGAGCAAGAGGAUCUCAAGCGAAAGGUUGUCAAAGAGAUGCAUGCCGCAGCAGAGGAUGAUCCCGAUUCUGGCGAUGACGAAGAUGGAGGAUUUCUCAUUCCAAAGUCGAAACCUCAACCAACGACCCAAGGAAUGCAUCCCUCAAGAGCUGCUAAAGUUAAGGUUAAUUUGGAUGUCGAAAGUGCCGAUAAGGACCCUGAGACUUUCCUUUCCAACUUUAUGGCAGCACGAGCCUGGGUACCUGGUGAAAGCUCACGACAUCUACCAUUCGAAUCGGACGACGAGGAGGAAGAUGAGAGGGCGGAAAAGUUUGAGAGUGCUUACAACCUCCGGUUCGAGGAUCCGAAAGGCAGCAAUGAGAUGCUGAAAUCAUAUGCCAGAGAUAUCAUUCAGGCAAAGUCGGUCCGGCGAGAGGAGCCAAAUAGUAGGAAGAAGCAGCGAGACACCCUGAGGGAGAAACGUGAGGCCGAAAAAGCGGAGCGAGAUCAGGAUAGGACUCGACUGAGGCAAUUGAAGAUCGGGGAGAUGGAAGAGAAGCUCCAGAAGAUCAAAAAGGCAGCCGGUAUCAAGGGCAAGACUCUCAAGGACGAAGAAUGGACAAAGUUCUUGGAUGAGAACUGGGAUGAUGAUUCGUGGGAAGCGGAGAUGAACAAGCGAUUUGGAGAGGACUAUUACGCCGAAGCUGAGGCAGGGUCAGACGACGAUAGCGAGGCCGAGAGCAAAAAAAAGAAGAACCCUAAGAAGCCAAAGUGGGACGACGAUAUCGAUAUCAAGGAUCUCAUUCCCGACUUUGUGGACGAUGACGGUAAAGAGAAGCCCGCAUUUACUCUCUCUGACUCGGAGGAUCAAGAGGAAGAAGACGAAGAUGGCGAAACACCCAGGAAUGGCAAAACUAGCAAGGAUCGGAUGCAAGAAAAGCAGGCCAAGAAGAAGGCAGCUCGUCUGGAACGCAAGAGAAUCGAAGAGAUUGUUGAUGGCCAUCUAGACAUUGACCUCCCUCUCAAGUCUAAGGGACCCACUGCUUUCCGGUACCGCGAGACAUCACCCAUCUCCUUUGGCCUAACCGCACGAGACAUCCUCAUGGCGCCUGAUUCACAACUCAAUUCAUUCGCUGGCUUGAAGAAAAUGGCUGCAUUCCGAGACCCUGAGAAGAAGAGGAAAGACAAGAAGAAUCUAGGCAAGAAAGCUAGACUUCGGCAAUGGAGAAAGGAGACAUUUGGCAACGAGGAUGGGCCGGAGGUUGUUAUUGGUGCUAAUGCUGGAGAAAGUUCAUUGGCUGCCGAGGAUAUGAACAUUAUCGAGGGCAAGAAAAAGAAGAAGAGGUCGCGCAAGACCAAGGGACCUAAGGUUGAUGCUUAG